This is a messenger RNA of Syzygium oleosum, 2105 nucleotides long. RefSeq names its product leucine aminopeptidase. Bases 64 to 1902 code for a protein of 612 amino acids. Gene Ontology annotation, biological process: proteolysis. Gene Ontology annotation, cellular component: cytosol. NCBI's taxonomy places the organism in Eukaryota, Viridiplantae, Streptophyta, Magnoliopsida, Myrtales, Myrtaceae. The record is from RefSeq and is a predicted model, not a curated record. Gene Ontology annotation, molecular function: metallopeptidase activity; zinc ion binding. The transcript has 4 exons.
CUCUCCUCCUCCCUUCCCUCCCCGAAACCCUAACCUCUGCAACCAUCCUCCUCCUCCUCUCCAAUGGCGCCCGUGGACCCCCACUCCUUCACCGACUCCGGCCACCCCCUGACCACCCACGUCCACCUCUCCCUCUACUUCGACUUCCCUUCCUCCACCAUCCACUCCUCCGCCCUCCUCUCCCUCUCCUCCCCGCACUCCGGCCCCUUCUCCCUCGACACCCGCUCCCUCUCCCUCCUCUCCGUCCUCGACCCCCAGACCCGCAACCCGCUCCCCUUCUCCCUCUCCGAUCCCGACCCCAUCAAAGGCCAGAACCUGGUCGUCUCCCUCUCCGGCCACUCCUCCGUCCUCGUCGUGUACUCCACCACCCCGGCCUCCUCCGCCCUCCAGUGGCUGAGCCCGCCCCAGACGUUCAACAAGACCUUCCCUUUCGUGUUCACCCAGUGCCAGUCCAUCCACGCCCGCGCCGUCUUCCCCUGCCAGGACACCCCCGCCGCGCGGAUCCGCUACUCCGCCCGGAUCAACGUCCCGCGCCAGCUCUCCGCGGUGAUGUCCGCCCGCCACGCGGACCGCCGGCCCCCCGUGGCCGGGGAGGGGGCGGGGCUGCCCUGCGGGGACGCGCUGUGGUGCGCGGAGGGGAGGGUGGUGGAGGAGUUCGUGAUGGAGCAGCCGAUCCCGCCGUACCUGUUCGCGUUCGCGGUCGGGGAAUUGGGGUUCAGGGACGUCGGGCCCAGGACUAGGGUGUACUCGGAGGCAGCGCCCGCGGUGUUGGACGCGGCGGCGGCGGAGUUCGCGGGGACGGAGGACAUGAUAAGGCAAGGGGAGAGGUUGUUUGGAGACUAUGAGUGGGAGAGGUUUGAUUUGCUGGUACUGCCUCCGAGCUUUCCUUAUGGAGGAAUGGAGAACCCGAGAAUGGUGUUCUUGACUCCGACGGUGAUCAAGGGGGACGCCAGCGGUGCGCAGGUCGUUGCCCAUGAGCUUGCUCAUAGCUGGACGGGGAACUUGAUCACUAACAAGACUAAUGAGCACUUUUGGUUAAAUGAGGGAUUUACAACUUAUGCGGAGAGGAGAAUCGUGGAGGUGGUCCAAGGCGAAGAGAGGGCUGCGUUGAAUAUUGGAAUUGGUUGGAGAGGCUUAAACGAGGAAAUGGAGAGAUUUAGCGACAAUAUGGAGUUCACUAAGCUCAAAACAAAGCAGGAAGGAGUGGACCCGGAUGAUGUGUAUUCUCAAGUUCCUUACGAGAAAGGUUUCCAGUUUCUAUGGCGAAUUGAACGCGAGGUUGGAAGACCUGCGUUCGAUGAAUUCCUGAAGAAGUAUAUUGCUACCUUCAAGUUUAAAUCAAUCGAUACAGAGAUGUUCCUAGAAUUCCUGAAAACCAAUAUUCCCGGAAUAGAGAAUAAGGUUGACUUGGUUCUAUGGACCGAGGGCACUGGCAUUCCUCCAGAUGCCUUUGAACCUAUCUCAAAUAUAUACACAAAGAUUGUGACAUUGGCUAAUGAGUUUAAAGCCGGGAGGAUGCCGGCGGAGGACGAAGUUGCUGACUGGCAAGGGCAGGAAUGGGAGCUUUACCUGGAGAACCUUCCAAAAUCUGUGGAAGCUUCGCAGAUUUUAGCCUUGGAUGCUCGAUAUAGGCUAUCAGAAUCAAAGGAUUACGAAGUGAAGGUGGCAUUUCUCCAAUUGGCAAUUUCCUCUGGGUGCAGUCAGUAUCAUGGCGAGGUGGAGAGAACUUUAAAAGAAGUGGGAAGAAUGAAGUACCUCCGUCCGCUCUACACUGCUCUUGUACAGGGGAACGGAAGGCAAGAAGAGAAGAUUUUCGCGAAAAGGGUUUUCGCAGAGGCUCGCGACUGUUACCACCCGAUAGCUCAGGGUGUGGUCGAGUCGAUCUUCUCCAAGCACAUGUAAAACCGAUAUAUAUCAACUGUAAAUGCCAGAUCCUGGAUCUGGAAUGCUCAUGACUCUAACAUAAAGUAGUCUUUUGCUGUAGAUCUCUACAGCCUGGGGAACAAGGCUACCGAUUUUUUUGUUGAGAAUGCUAAGAUACAUCUUGAAUGAUCCGGAUCACCGGAUCAUCGGGACAAAGAAUUAACGAAAUGUCUGUAAUUAUU